This is a messenger RNA of Triplophysa dalaica, 2088 nucleotides long. RefSeq names its product cilia and flagella associated protein 96 (gene cfap96). The transcript has 11 exons. The record is from RefSeq and is a predicted model, not a curated record. The coding region runs from base 1106 to 2038 and encodes 310 amino acids. NCBI's taxonomy places the organism in Eukaryota, Metazoa, Chordata, Actinopteri, Cypriniformes, Nemacheilidae. Gene Ontology annotation, cellular component: centrosome.
CCAUCUUCAAACUCAGACAUUCCAGUUUCAGCUUGAGAUUACAAAACCAUCCUACUGUAAACUUAAACACUGUCUUAUCUGUUUAGUAACCAUAGUGUUUUAUUUGUGACAUAUGGAUCCCAUUUCACACCUUGAACCUAUCAAAAGUCCCUUUUAAACUCCAAUUUUUUUUAUUAAUGUUUAUACAUGUCUAUUAUAUUAAAGUUGACAAAUUAAACAAAUGCUUUUCGUGUCCAGGCUUUUUAAGAGUGUUUAAAGACUUUUAUCUUUUAUAGCGCAUCCAUCCAUCCACUUCACAUCCACAAAACCUUGCGUGACGCGACUUACAUGCUCCUGAAUAAUGGACAAAUACGUUGAUCUCUGUCAGUCAUUCGGUGUACCCCUCUGGGUGGGGCCGUUGCUCCAUGCGGCCUCAAGAUUGAAGACAGACCGGGAAAGACGGAGAAAAGUCUACCGUUUAAUCCAGCGACAGUUAAUGACGAAGAUUGGUAGCGGCACACGUGUCAAAUGCACCUAUGUGUACCCGGCUAAACUCAAAGAGAUGAUCCGAUUUGCCUUUCCCGAUGACAUUUGUAACUACCCGGAUCCCUGCCACGAAAAUGUUGUUGUCAUCACUAUUGAUGAUCUGAAGAGGAUGGAGCUCGCUUGAUCCCCAGUGGAACUGAAAUUAAAGUGCAGUUACAUUUGCAUGCGUGCACGUUUCCAUAUUAAUGUUAAUACGAAUGCAACCGUGUAACUUCUGCAGUUGUUCGAAGCAGUGUGUUUUAAAAAGUUCAUAUCUGAGCCGCAUGAUUUGUCAUUGUGUAACGUAAACUUAAACUACAAAUCCCAGAAUCCAUUGCUACUCGCAAAACUGCACGGUUUGCAGGGAAUAGUGCGUAAGGUAGCAUUUGUAAUCAACGUUUGGUUGUAUUCAUUGUAAUUUGGAAAGCGUUCUGAAUAAAGUAAAGUCUUAACGUGUGUUAUUUCGGGUAAUUGUCCUGUGGGUUACCAUGGCAACGUACACAACCCACACAAACCCUCAGCGGUGAGGUUAUUUGCUUCACACAACACAACCUAUUUCAUCAUUUCAGUGCCGUAGAAAUACUUUGAUUGACUUUGGAAAAUGGCUCCAGAGGGAAAAUCCGACAUGGAAAGGGUUGGUCUCUUUAAGGAAUUGGGCUACAUCUCCAUAGGGGACAAAUAUACAUCUACUAACCGCCCAUUUAAUGAAUCAGCUUACAAGCACAAGCAGAUGUUAUCAGGAGGAACAAAAGCAAAGUGCGCGCUGCAGACGGGAUACUUCGACACGCAGUUUAAGCGCAUCUUUGAGAGAGAGGCGCUUACAGACCGCAUCAAAAUAGAGAGACAAUACAGGAUACAACAAACCAAACAGAACCUAGCCAAGGCCUUUCUGCCCAGCAAUGGAGAGAAGAAAACAUCGGGGGUGGGCAACUAUUAUGGGACAUUUGGAGGUCCUAUUCAAGCAAUGAGCGCCUUAAAGGUUCCAAGGAGACCACACAAAUCACCCGGGAAGAAUUUCUACACCAAUCCACCUAAGAAGGGAAGUGGUUAUGGCUAUCCUGAUGUCACCCUCUCCAAAAUGAUCUUCUAUUCCUCAGACCCCUAUGAUCGUGCAAAAGAGAUGCUAAAGCGUGAGAUUCUGGCACACAAAUCCAGGCUGAAAGGGGGACCAUUUCGUUUGAACCUUCAUCCGAGCGAGUGCUUUGAUGGCAACCCAUACAAAUCUGACAAACCUCUACCACCUCCAAAGAAGCCUGAGGAGAAGAAGCAUUUUGCAGUGCCUUUUAAAGCAAGUUCACCAAGUAAAAAGACUGGAGGUAUGAAAGCAGGAACGUUUGACUCAUACCCCACCUACUCUGCAGAACCCUAUGUCACCAGAAAGACCAAAUCAGCGAUGACAAAUAAGGAAGGAAAGAUAUUUAACCCCUCCCCUGGCCCAAAGAGCACGCCGGUCAAGAGCAUCAUCAACCUUAAUGUCAACAGGGUUGUCAAUUCAACAAACUACAAUCAAAUCCCCUCUGUGAUGGCAUAUUAAAAAUUUUGGGUGAUUAUAAAAUAAUUAUUUCAAUAAAACAGAUUUUGAAA